Molecule: messenger RNA, 1992 nt
Organism: Rhopalosiphum maidis (corn leaf aphid)
Lineage: Eukaryota; Metazoa; Arthropoda; Insecta; Hemiptera; Aphididae
Product: cell division control protein 45 homolog
Exons: 13
Coding region: 197-1936 (579 amino acids)
Biological process (GO): DNA replication initiation; double-strand break repair via break-induced replication; mitotic DNA replication preinitiation complex assembly
Cellular component (GO): DNA replication preinitiation complex
Molecular function (GO): chromatin binding; single-stranded DNA binding; DNA replication origin binding
Source: RefSeq, a predicted model, not a curated record
UUACUUUUGAAUGAAUAAAAUCGUACGUGCGAUAUUGUGUGAACGUUGCAAACAUUACCUAUAUAGUUAUCAAUUUAAUUAAUACCUAACUGUCAAUUAGUCGCGAAUUCGCAAUCGAGCUACUUCGUUGUUAAUCGUUAUUAAUAUUAUUUUGAAUUUUAAGCGUGAUGUGGACUUGUCGAGCAACUCAGUGAUUAUGUUUGUCGACGAUCUGGUAAAAGAGUUUUACGACGUUGUCUCAAAAAAUAAAAUUUUAAUUUUAGUAAAUUAUGACGUGGAUGCAAUUUGUGCUGCAAAAAUAUUUCAAUAUAUAUUACGUUUUGAUAAUGUAGUUUAUGUACUUGUGCCUGUCAAAACUACUACUGAAUUAAAAAAAACUUAUGAGGAACAAAAAGCAGAAGUAAAGCAUAUAGUGUUAAUUAACUGUGGUGGUUCAUUAGAUAUAGUAGACAUUUUAGAACCAGAGGAAGAUAUAAUUUUUUUUAUUACUGAUAGUCAUAGACCUACAGAUAUCUGCAAUGUAUAUAGUAGUUCACAAAUAAGAAUUCUCACUACUCCUGAAGGAGAUGAAAAAAUACCUGAGUUUGAUGAUAUAUUUAUUGAUGAAGAGUCAUCUGAAGAAGAUUCUAAUUCUGAUGAUCUAAACAAUGACUCAAAUAAUGAUUCUAUUGAGAAACGUCAAAACAAAAGAAGAACGCUUCAACAAAAUGCAUUCAUAAAAAGAAAAGAAAGAAGAAAUUGGGAAGAAAAAAGAAAAAAGCUUUUAUUUGAUUACACUCAAUUUUCAUAUUAUGGAAGAUCUAGUGCUAUAUUAAUGUAUGAUCUUGCUUGGAAAUUACAUAGAGAAUCUGUUGAUAUAUUGUGGUGGGGUAUUAUUGGUGUAACUGAGCAAUACAUUUUUGGUAAAACUGAAAAUAUGCGUUAUUUAAAAGAAGUUGAGUUAAUUGGUGAUCAUAUUGGUCGUAUUUGUGAACCUAUUAUUAAUUAUAGUGAUUUGAAUUCUAUAUCACAAACUGUAUCUUCAAACGAUACUUCAAAUUUAAGAAUUGAAUCUGAAAAAGAUUUAUUAUUAGCUUUAUACAGACAUUGGACAAUUGAAUCAAGCCUUCGAUAUUCUAUGUUUACAGCUGUAUCUUUAAAACUUUGGACUGUAAAAGGAGAGAAAAGAUUAAAACAAAUUUUAGCUGAGAUGGGGUUACCUUUAUCGGAAAGUCGUCAAAUGUACCAUUCUAUGGAUUUAAAUUUGCGAAAACAAUUUUUUGGGAUGAUGGAAAAAAUGUCUAACACUCAUAAUUUGUUACACUUGACUUAUCCUUCAUUUAUAUUACAUCAAGGUUUUAAAACCCGGUAUCAAAGUUCUGAUUAUGUUUAUUCAAUGAUUGCUACUUUAGAAAGUAAUAUUCAUGGAAAUUCAUCUACUGAGUGUUUUUAUAAUACAAUGGAUUCAUUGUCUCGAUCCAAAAAAAAUUUAUUGGAUGAAGGAAUAGAAAGAGCCAAAUGGAUAUUAACUAAUAUGUUUAAACACAUACAGGCAGCAUUGGAUAUGAGACAAGUGAUAUUAGCUGGUCCAUUUUAUUAUUUAAUUGUUCAAGAGGGUACAUUAAAUUCACAGCAUUAUUCCAAUCCUCAACUAUUAAUUAUGUUAGCUACAUUUGCAUUGCGGGCUCAAGUUGCAUCAUCAUAUAAAAAUAAAAACACUCGUUUACCAUUAAUUGCUUCAGCAGUUCUUGAUUCAGACAAAGAUACUUGUAUUAUAGUUGGUAUUCCUCCUAUAACAGAAUCAUUACCUAGAAGUUUUUUUGGAAAAGCAUUUGAACAAGUAGCCAAUAAAACGAAUAUAGAUAUUUCAUUAGAUUACUUUGAUUCAUCUAUUGCUUCAAUGCAAAUUAAAGAUCGGCCAACAUUUUUUGAUGCAUUAACAGCAUUACUUAGUUGACAGUUUAUAUUUAUAAAAUUAUAAUUGAAUCAUCAAUAGCAAGUAUCAUAAUAAAU